AUGCUUGUGCAAGAUUUUGGUGAUCAGAAUGUGCUGAUUGUGGACGAGGUCUCGCAUAACUGCGACAGCAACCAUCGUUUGCGCAAGGAAGUGACGGUUUCUAUGCUCCGGCGCUCGAAAACCGAUGCUUGCGAAGGUUUUGAUGUCCUUCUUGUUUUGCAAAAUGGAGAUGUGGUGUACCAUGGGACUAGUAAAGAAAUCGUGAAGUAUUUACAUGACUUGGGGUAUCAAUAUGCCCCUGAACAGCAGGUAGCACAGUUUUUAUUGAGCCUGACUGCUGAGGAGAAAGAUCGUUUUUGUGUCACAGUACCAACUGAUUUUAAGCUGCGUGAUAGCUCCAAUCACUUUAUAAAGAAUUUCGCUAUUCUCAUGAGAUAUGCAGAUGAUACUGCUGUCAUUGCUGGUGGAAAUGUCACACCUGCCAGUAUCGACAUUGCCGCGUAUCACAACAGGUGCCCAACCGCAACAGACCAUAACUCUGUCACAUUCCUAAACAUUGCUGCAGCUGUCAGCGUGACGAAGCAGACGAGUACUGCAUCAGGUGAAUCGGUAAAGUCUGAAGUGCUCCGCUCGGAGGAAUCCGAUGGUACCAUCGUGACUAAGACAGUCCGCACCACAAGCCACACCGUCAAGUCGGAUAAUGGCGCACUGGUGACGACAAUUGAGGAGGAAAGCAGUUCCACGUCGACGUCAGCGAGCAUAGCGUCUGCUUCUAGUGAUACUGCCGUGAGUACGACGGAGCAGGCUAGCGCUGCACCAGACAAGUCGGUAAAGACUGAAGUGUUCUCCUCGGAGGAAUCCAACGGUACCAUUGUGACCAAGACGGUCCGCACCACGGGCCAAACCAUUAAAUCCGACACUGGCGCGCUGGUGACGACGAUUGAGGUAGAGACGACGACCGAGGUAAGAUUUUCGGCCGGCACGUCAAACACGAUUGUGACAACGGGGACAUUUAACGAAGUGGAAGACAUGAAGACUUUCACGGCCACAAUAUCAAAGCCGGCAUCGUCAUUUCUGACGAGACGGCGGAGACGAAGAUGUGCACGAUCAGGAAGUCAGACGUAA
Messenger RNA from Peronospora belbahrii, 1065 nucleotides. The record is from the annotation of a GenBank genome assembly. Lineage: Eukaryota; Oomycota; Peronosporomycetes; Peronosporales; Peronosporaceae.